AUGUCGUUCAAAGUCAUGAAAGCUGUUUUCACAGCACUUACACUCGUUAGCUAUGUUACUGCAGCUGUUUCUGAAUCUGGAAAGACUUUGGUUGUGGAUGGAAUCAACUACUAUGCUGCUCCAGAAGUGGUUUCGAUCAUUGAUGCGUCGGCAGACAUGUUGGCGCGAGCAUCGACUACUGGAGUUGACUUGAUCCCGUUGACUGUCAUUGCGGAUUCAUCCAGCUCUUUCACUACAACAGUAUUCCGAGCAAUGGUGGAUAACUACACCGCUUCGGAUGAUGUUUUCAACAAGGGAUUCUUGCAAGCUGUCUACCUCAAGCACACUGGAUCUGCUCCAGCAAAUGUGCAAUACCCUCUCGGAGCUGCUCUCACCCAAUACGGCACCAAACUCUUCAUGCCAGCACGAGCAUACCAAUCCUCCGUCACAGCUCAAGGUUACACCAUCACUGGAUGGAGAACCGAAAUCCCAGCAGGACCAUACUUCAUGUCUGCCCGUACCGGAAAUGUCUACCAAGCAUACCGAUUGUACCAGGAUUCCAACGGUGCUUUCAUGCAGAGUUUGAAACCAAACACUGAUGGUAGCUACUCCGUUCUCAGCGCCGCCGUUCCUGGAGAUGAUACUCUCUCAAUCGGUGUUCCAUCCAGACUCUACUACACCAAGACUGCUGCAAAGCCUCUUGCUGGUGUUAGAAUCGGUAUCAAGGAUAUCUAUGAUAUUGCAGGUGUGAAAACCAGCAAUGGAAACCGAGCAUACUAUGAUCUCUACCCAGCACGAACUGCCACUGCUCCAGCUGUUCAAAGACUCAUUGACGCUGGUGCAGUUGUUGUUGGCAAGCAAAAGACUUCCCAAUUUGCCAAUGGCGAAAGUCCUACCGCAGAUUGGGUUGACUACCACUGCCCCUUCAAUGCCCGAGGUGACGGUUACCAAGAUCCAUCCUCAUCCUCUUCCGGACCAGGAGCUUCAGCAGGAGCCUACGACUGGGUCGAUAUCAACCUCGGAUCUGACACAGGUGGUUCCAUCCGCGGUCCAUCAGGAGCAAACGGCUGUUUCGGAAACCGUCCAUCCCACGGUCUCGUUACCCUCGACGGCGUUAUGCCUCUCUCCCCCGACCUCGACACCGCCGGUUUCCUCACCCGCGACCCAAUUCUCUGGCACACCGCCGCCAAAGCCAUGUACGGCACAAACAUAACAUCCAACUUCACCUCUCUCCCGCGCAAAAUCCUCACCUCCGGCUUCCCCACCACCGCCAACAGCGAAGCCGCCUCCAUCCUCCUCGACUUCCUCUCCAAGCUCCAAACCUUCCUAAAAGCAAACUCCACCACCCCAAUCGUACCCGCAAACCUCUGGGCCGCGAACCCCCCCGCAGAAGCGUCCGGCGUCUCUCUCUCCGGCCUCCUCAACCUCGCCUACCCAGCCAUGAUCUCCCAACAACAAUACUCCCUCCUCACCCUCCCCUUCUACGCCGACUACGCCGCGGCCAACAACGGCAAACGGCCCUUCGUCAACCCCUCCCCGCUCAUCCGCUGGGCUUACGGUCAAAACAACCUCCCCGCCGACGCAUCCGUCCAAGCCGUGCAGAACGCGACCAUCUUCCGCAACUGGUGGUCCUCGAACGUGAUUAAAACUUCCCCAGACACCUGUUCCGACUCAAUCCUCCUCUACGUCUCCUCCAGCGGCUCGCCUAGCUACCGAAAUCGCUAUAACAGCGCCCCGGGUAUUCCUACUGGAAUCAGCAUUGGACGGCUGAGUGGGUUUGCCGAGGAACCGGAUAUGGUGUUCCCGAUUGGACAGGCGAGUUAUAAUUCUACUAUCAGUGGACAGGAGGAGUUUUUGCCUGUGGCUGUGAGCGUUGUUGCGGCAAAGGGGUGUGAUGGGAUGGUGUUUACUUUGGCUGAGAGAUUGGUUGCGGCGGGGAUUUUGAAGGUGCCGAAGACGGGGAGUGUUGCCUUCUAG
This is a messenger RNA of Glarea lozoyensis ATCC 20868, 1956 nucleotides long. RefSeq names its product Amidase signature (AS) enzyme. The record is from RefSeq and is a predicted model, not a curated record. The transcript has 3 exons. The coding region runs from base 1 to 1956 and encodes 651 amino acids. Lineage: Eukaryota; Fungi; Ascomycota; Leotiomycetes; Helotiales; Helotiaceae.